Oncorhynchus keta (chum salmon) is the source of this 756-nucleotide messenger RNA. Its product is annotated as ly6/PLAUR domain-containing protein 2-like. The record is from RefSeq and is a predicted model, not a curated record. Lineage: Eukaryota; Metazoa; Chordata; Actinopteri; Salmoniformes; Salmonidae. The coding region runs from base 154 to 534 and encodes 126 amino acids. The transcript has 3 exons.
UCAUGCUACACAAUGGUUCUGAAUAUUGUUGUGGAUUCUGAUUGGUAACAAUCUGUAGACUUUCACAAACACACCUGGCUAUUUAAACCCCCAACAGAGACGAGACAACUUUAUUACAGCAAGAUAAAAUCGUCAGAACUCACAUUAUCAGUCAUGAAGACCAUUCUUGUGUUACUCAUGCCCAUUUUGCUUGGGAAUGUUGCAGUGGAGGCACUGCGGUGUUAUGCCUGUAAAGACACACACAGCAAUGCUCAAUGCAACCAGAAAAUAGAGAACUGCUACGUCUCAAAUGACACCUGCAUGACCACCGUCGGCCAAAUCUUGGGGUUCCAGUACAUUUCUAAGACCUGUACCAACAGCUUGUCAUGUAGAACAGCCGCCUCCAUCAACAUCAUUCCAGGAGCCUUAUGGGGGAUCCAGGUCAGCUGCUGUCAGACUGACCUCUGUAACGUCAACGGUUCAUCAGUCUCUGGACUCAACUUCAUGUUGCUCAGCUUGUCUUUUCUCUUAUCUGGCCUGGUUUUGUCUCUGUGAAACUCUGUGAAGUUUUUGAAAUGAAUGAAUGAACAACUGAAAUCAAUAUGUGGGUUCAUCUUUGCUGGGUUUUUUUGUUUGUUCUUGUUGCUCAUCCUCAGGAUCUAUGUUGGAUAGGAAAGAAAUACAACGUUUUCCUAUCUGUGCUGGUUACUGUGUCUCUGAAUCAAGUUUUCGAAAUGAAUGAAUAUGAACAACUGAAAUAAAUAUGUGUUAAUCUCU